AUGCCACUGCGCAACAGAGCCGCUGAAGUCUACUGGGAUAUCUUUACAAAAUCCUGGAGGAAGGAGGCCGAGAAUUACGCCGACUUGGAGACGGCUUCACGACUUGUCAACUCCGGCGAUCAAUCAUGUUCUCACCAGAAGUGGUUGAGAACUUGUGAAAAGAGAUGGACUGAGCACCACUUUUCGAACAAGAACAAGGCUGCGACAUCACAGGCCUAUCGCUCUUUCGGAGAACUAUUGAAGACGGAAACUUAUUUGAUUCGCUUCAUCUCCGAGCGCGAUGACGUCUUACCCCGUCAAGGAGACCUGAAGCGCCUAAUUCACCAUGCUACCAAGAGAGGCUUCCGAGGUCUCAUCGACCUGUGGAACAACCGGGACAACUGGGCCCAAAAGGCCAAGACGGUGAAUCAGCGAACCGUUGCAACCACAAUGCCCAGCCAUGUCCAACCAGCUGGUGGGAGCCUUGCUCCAGUAGAGCUCUAG
Messenger RNA from Podospora pseudopauciseta, 483 nucleotides. RefSeq lists its product as uncharacterized. The transcript has a single exon. The coding region runs from base 1 to 483 and encodes 160 amino acids. NCBI's taxonomy places the organism in Eukaryota, Fungi, Ascomycota, Sordariomycetes, Sordariales, Podosporaceae. The record is from RefSeq and is a predicted model, not a curated record.